AUGUCUGCUACUAGCCUUUUACAAAGCGUCAUCGACGCCCAUGGUGGUCGAGAGUACUGGGAGACAAUCCAGUCUCUCAAUGUGGAGUUUGAAUUCUCCGGAUUGGCGUUGGAGAUGAAGGGACAAUCUGGCCCUCACGACGUCAAACUAAUUGUCGACACAAAAGUCCAAAAGGUUACAAUCCUGCAAUUCGGAGACUAUUACGGGUUAUGGACUCCCACGCAGACAGAGGUUGGCAAGAUUGGCUCCAAAGACCCAGUCGACGUCCGAAAGAAUCCCAAAGACGUCUUUGACGACUACACCGCGGAAACGAAGUGGGACGUACACAACCUCUUCUGGUUUGUGGGCUACGCAUACUGGAACUACUUCAACUUCCCCUUCUACCUCGAAACUCCGGAGAUUCAGACUCGAGAGGUAGAUGGCCCGACGCGCGAGAAUGGGGAGAAGUGGACUUCGUUGGAGGUUGUUUUCCCCGACGGAUAUCCUACCCAUACAAAGGUUCAAAAGUACGACUUUGAUGCCGGGCAUCGACUGAUGCGCAUGCACUACUCUGUGGAUGUCAUGAAGCGAAAUGUCCCGUCGUGGCACAAUUGCUACAAUCACGCCGUUGCGGGAAAGUAUCUUUAUCCGACUCUGAGGGUUGUGAGCUCGUCUGUUCCGGGGAUGACUUUCUUUUCCCCGUUUACUUUGAGGGGAAUCAAGAUUGAGGUUAAUCACGUCUAA
Messenger RNA from Trichoderma breve, 723 nucleotides. RefSeq lists its product as uncharacterized. The coding region runs from base 1 to 723 and encodes 240 amino acids. The record is from RefSeq and is a predicted model, not a curated record. The transcript is spliced from 2 exons. Lineage: Eukaryota; Fungi; Ascomycota; Sordariomycetes; Hypocreales; Hypocreaceae.